Messenger RNA from Triticum dicoccoides, 729 nucleotides. Its product is annotated as BTB/POZ and MATH domain-containing protein 2-like. The coding region runs from base 1 to 729 and encodes 242 amino acids. Gene Ontology annotation, biological process: protein ubiquitination. The record is from RefSeq and is a predicted model, not a curated record. The transcript has a single exon. Gene Ontology annotation, molecular function: protein binding. Lineage: Eukaryota; Viridiplantae; Streptophyta; Magnoliopsida; Poales; Poaceae.
AUGAAGACGCACAUCAAGUUUAGCUUCGUUGACGAGACCGACAAGCAAGAGCCGACACGUAUCCAUGGUAGCAAAAUACUAGAGCUACGAGGCCAGUGCACUGAUGCAUUUAAGUAUAUCAAGAGCGCAGUCUUGGACAAACAUCUCAAGAACGUCAGUUUCACCAUCCAGUGCGUCGUCGUGGUCCUAAAUCCAACAUGCGACACCGCCUUCGUCACGGUGCCGCCGUCCGACAUGCAUCAGAACUUCGCCGACUUUCUCCUGGCAGGGGACGGCACCGACGUGGUCUUCCAUGUGGGCCGCGAGACAGUCGCCGCUCAUAGCUGUAUUCUCAUGGCCAGGUCUACGGUCUUCAGCGCAGCUCUCUUUGGCCCCAUGAAGGAAGGAACGUCCACGGCCGCCACUGUGCAUGUAGACGAUAUGUACGCUACAGUAUUCAAGGCCAUGCUGCAGCACUUGCUCGUCGCGGCAGACAGGUACAACCUCCCAAGACUCAGGGCGAUGUGUGAGAAGAAGCUUUGUGAGCACAUCGACGUGAGCACGGUGACCACCAUACUAGGGCUUGCCGAGCAGCAUGGCUGUGACGGGUUGAAGAAGGCGUGUUGCAAGUUCCUCCGGUGUGCGGACAACCUUAGGGCAGUGGUGGCCAUGGACGGCUUUGAUGAUUUGUGCAGGAGCUGCCCCACUCUUAUGAAGGGCAUGAUCCUUGGCGUUCUACCAGCAAAGUAG